This is a messenger RNA of Carassius gibelio (silver crucian carp), 2352 nucleotides long. Its product is annotated as cysteine desulfurase, mitochondrial. Gene Ontology annotation, biological process: [2Fe-2S] cluster assembly. Gene Ontology annotation, cellular component: mitochondrion; nucleus; cytosol. The transcript is spliced from 13 exons. Gene Ontology annotation, molecular function: cysteine desulfurase activity; pyridoxal phosphate binding. The coding region runs from base 220 to 1578 and encodes 452 amino acids. The record is from RefSeq and is a predicted model, not a curated record. Lineage: Eukaryota; Metazoa; Chordata; Actinopteri; Cypriniformes; Cyprinidae.
CGCCCCAGCUGUAUGUCCGUCUUGUGUAAGCAUUACCGUGUGUUUUGAGGGCUGAUGACACACUGUUAUAUGAAGAUACUCGGCAUGUUGUUGUUUCUAAAGUUAGCCGAAUAAUACAUUUAUUUAUCUGACGCGUUUAAGUUAGUAGUUGACAGAGCAUUUAUAACAAGCUAUUUGUAUUAUUUCUGUCAUUGUUUAUGUGGAGAACACUGUAAUUGCAUGAACAUGAUGAACAGGACUUUAUCGAGAAAACUUCUGGGCUCCAUGUGCGGGAUCUCCAACCCUCGACUGAGCUUCGCUCAAAGCGCCGUCAACACCGUGCAGAGGCAGAAAGAGUUGAUAAAAAGUAGGGAACUGGAAAAGGAUGAACUGAGGCCUCUGUAUAUGGACUUUCAGGCCACCACACCCAUGGACCCAAGGGUUUUGGAUGCCAUGCUCCCCUUUCAAGUCAAUUACUACGGGAACCCACAUUCCCGGACUCACGCUUAUGGAUGGGAGAGCGAGAGUGCAGUGGAAAAAGCCAGAAAACAAGUAGCAGAUCUUAUUGGUGCCGACCCGAGGGAGAUUGUGUUCACCAGUGGUGCGACCGAGUCCAACAAUAUGUCAAUCAAAGGUGUGGCUCGGUUUUAUAAGGCUAAGAAAAACCACAUCAUCACCACCCAGACCGAGCACAAGUGUGUGCUGGACUCCUGCCGAAUUAUGGAGGCGGAGGGUUUUGAUGUAACAUACUUACCUGUGAAAAAUAAUGGACUGAUUGAUCUGAAGCAAUUAGAGGAAACAAUCCGUCCUGAUACCAGUUUGGUGUCCAUAAUGACUGUCAACAAUGAGAUUGGUGUCAAACAGCCAAUCAAAGAAAUCGGUCAUCUGUGUAGGUCCAAAAAUGUGUUCUUUCACACUGAUGCUGCUCAGGCUGUUGGAAAGAUCCCCGUUAAUGUCAAUGACUGGAAAGUGGAUCUGAUGUCCAUCAGCGGCCAUAAGAUCUAUGGGCCCAAAGGAGUUGGGGCUUUGUAUGUGAAGAGGAGACCCAGAGUUCGUAUUGAGCCUUUGCUGAACGGAGGGGGACAGGAAAGGGGUCUACGUUCAGGGACCGUGCCCACACCUCUCGCCGUAGGCUUCGGAGCCGCUUGUGAGAUCGCCCAGCAAGAGUUAGAGUACGAUUACAAGCGUGUGACAAUGCUUGCAAAUCGCCUUGUGCAGAAGAUCAUGUCGGAGAUUCCUGAUGUUGUGAUGAAUGGAGACCCAGAUCAGAGGUACCCAGGAUGCAUUAAUUUAUCAUUUGCCUAUGUUGAGGGAGAGAGUCUGUUGAUGGCGUUAAAAGAUGUUGCGCUUUCAUCUGGAAGCGCCUGCACAUCUGCUUCCUUGGAGCCCUCGUAUGUCCUCAGAGCGAUAGGGGCAGAUGAGGACUUGGCUCACUCGUCUAUUCGAUUUGGAAUUGGCAGAUUUACCACAGAGCAGGAAGUGGACUUUACAGUGGAGAAGUGCAUUCAGCAGGUCAAACGGCUGAGGGAGAUGAGUCCGUUAUGGGAAAUGGUCCAGGAGGGGAUUGACAUUAAGAGCAUCAAAUGGACCCAGCACUGAAUCGUUCUGAACACAUGGAGUAUGAAGCACUGCUUUAGUUGUGAAUACUCAGUCGUUACAGUUGAUUAGUCUGCCGUACCCAUUCUCCUUCGAUCUUAUAUUCCCAAAAAACACGCACAAUUAUUAUUAUUAUUAUUUUUUUUCGAUUUGGAGAAUUGAACUUGUCUAAGUGCAUUUGGAUGAAUUGCAGGGGUUACAUAGAUGUGUAUUUUGUCACUUUUUCUCAAACGAGCUUUCACCUCAGUUUUUUUAUAUUUGUGAGCGUAUAUGUAGUGUAUUCACAGUUGCUCUGUUUAAAUCAAUGAAAAUAUAAUUACAAAAGACAUCUUACUAUGAACAUGCACUGAGUGUUGCCUUUGUCAGUUGUGUUUGAGCACAUCAUAGUGCAACAUGUUUUAGGAGUCUAUCAUAUUGUCUGUUGUCCUUGUCCUGAGACCAGCAGAAUGAAUUUAAUUGAGUUGAGUUUCCUCAAAAUUAGCUUUGUGUUAUGCAAGUCAGGUGCAACUGAGGUGCAGUGUAAUUAAUUCAUAAUUACAGUUUAUGGGUAAAGUUUUUCAUAAAAUAAAGGACAAUACCAGCUUGAAACAUUGAAAUUUUUUGCAUGGGACAGGAUUGAUAAAUAGAAGUCUUUUAAAUUUACCUGCCUAUUAAAAAGGUCUAGAACGAGCUUGGAUGUCUUUCAUGAUUGCAGUACACAUAUUCUGUAGUGUCUGUUGAUGUGAAGUCGUUGUUUUACUCCAGAAUGUAUGUCAUACAAAUAAACAUCUAAACCAA